Cryptomeria japonica (Japanese cedar) is the source of this 1038-nucleotide messenger RNA. RefSeq lists its product as uncharacterized. Lineage: Eukaryota; Viridiplantae; Streptophyta; Pinopsida; Cupressales; Cupressaceae. The transcript is spliced from 3 exons. The coding region runs from base 277 to 1038 and encodes 253 amino acids. The record is from RefSeq and is a predicted model, not a curated record.
AGAAAAGUAUUAAUUACAAAUAACAGUAACAUUUAAGACAAGGAACAAGUCUACUGGAUUAUCAAACACCAUAUUACAAGCAGCAAAGCAAUGGACCUGAGCACAAGCCCUACAAAACAAGCUCAGUUGAAGCAAGAACAGCCAAAGCAACAACAAACACCAAAAAGGUAAGCACAUAGCCUCAUUUCUAUUCAACAAAUAUUUAUACCCAAUUUCCCAGUAUUAAAAACAUCUGAUUUUAUUUGCUAUAGAUCAAAAACAAAAACACAAAAUUCUAUGUCAAUUGAAGAUCUGAAUGCAAGAAAAGCCGGAAACAUGUUUGAAGGUGAUGUUCUUGUAGUCUAUAAAGCAACACUAGACAAAGUGAACAAAACACGCGAGGUUUUACGUGCAGAUCUAACAGAUUUGAAGGCAGAAAUGACAAUUACAUUGAAUGUACCCAGUAAUCUUGUCCAACAAUAUGAAAACAAGAUUAUUCCAGGAUCAGGAAUAUCUAUAACAGGAUUUCAAAUCGCUGCAAAAACAGACUAUGAUCGCGGAGAUUGCGAUUGUAUAUUGAUUUUAAAAGAAUCAUCUGUGGUGGAGACCAAACCAAGUAUCUGUAAGCAAUACAACUUCAUUCCAGGUACAACUAUCAAACAGUUACUCACAAGCACAAACGAAUAUGCCACUGGAACAAUUGGUGCAUUGGUUGUUGCAACAAAGAAAAAAGUUUUCCAAUACAUGAUUGAAAUCAAAGAUGGCUUCAGCGACAUGGACAAGGCAACGCUACUAUUACAUCCAAAUUUUGCACACCACUACUUAACAAUUGAAGAGAAACUCAAAAGAAAUGAAAUCCCAGCAAUGCUGUUUAGAAACGUUGUUAAAAGAACAGAUUUAAAAAACACACUUCGGACAGGUUUAUCAACAACUAUAUGCAGAUUGAAUGAUAAAAGAACAAUUGACAGACUCAAUGCACUACUACAUACAACAUUUCAGGUACUUAUUUCCACACAAUUCUACUCUUCAAUUUAUAAUAAUAUUUUUUCCUCUUGCUAA